This is a messenger RNA of Cyprinodon tularosa, 993 nucleotides long. RefSeq names its product OX-2 membrane glycoprotein-like. The transcript has 6 exons. Bases 1 to 993 code for a protein of 330 amino acids. NCBI's taxonomy places the organism in Eukaryota, Metazoa, Chordata, Actinopteri, Cyprinodontiformes, Cyprinodontidae. Gene Ontology annotation, molecular function: cell-cell adhesion mediator activity. The record is from RefSeq and is a predicted model, not a curated record.
AUGGGGCAGUUUGUGGAGCUGUUGUCUUGCAGCAAGAAGAGUAAACCAGAUAUACUUUCAUUGUUUCCUGCAGGUGUAGCAGCUGUGAUCCAAACCCAGCUGAAUGUCUUAGCAGCAGUGGGUGAAGAUCCUCCUCUGAGCUGUCAGCUCCUGGAAACUAAAGAUGUCCAGCAGGUCACCUGGCAGAAGGUCUUUGGGAGGAAAGAGAGGAAUAUCUGCUCCUACAGCGAGUAUUUUGGUCAAACAGUGAAUCCUGACUUUAAAGAUAAAGUCCAGUUUAUAGAAGCUGGACUGCAGAAUUCCUCCAUAGUUAUUAGGAAGGUUACAGAGAAGGAUGAAGGAUGUUAUCUCUGUUUGUUCAACAUCUACCCUGAUGGAGCUCUGGUAGGGAGAACCUGCCUGAAGGUUUAUGAGCUGCAUGAACCCAUCCUUGAUGUCAGCAGAUCAAAUGUUUCUGCAGAGUCAGUUGUGUCCUGUUCAGCCACAGGUCGACCUGCUCCCACUGUAACACUGACUGUUCUACAGCAGAACCUCAGCUUCUCCCACUACAACAGCAGCAGUGUGACCCACAGCAACGGUACAGUCACCGUCACCACCACAGCUCUGCUGUCAGCUUCCAGCAGCACACAGGUUGGAUGUUCAGUGUCAGUGCUCUCUGCUGCUCCCAGAGAGAAACUGAUCACCGUUCCUGGAGCUACGGGAACAUCUGGAGAUGGAUUGAGUGUAGCUACUGGAGUGUUGUUCUUUGGACUUCUAAUGGGUUUAUGUAUCGUUUUCUGGCAAAGAAUGCAUCAGAACAGGAAACUUCCAAUGGACGAAAACCCUGAAAAACAAACCAGCAACAUUCAGGCCAAGGAACAGCUUCCACAACAAAGGAGCACUGAGGAGCAGGAGCAGACAUGCGUCCUAAUUAACAGACAAAGCAGUAAAUCACCAGUAUCACCAACACCCCCUGACAUAGACGGCUGUCUGCAAGGCAAGAAAUCUUUGUAA